Molecule: messenger RNA, 1575 nt
Organism: Penicillium taxi
Lineage: Eukaryota; Fungi; Ascomycota; Eurotiomycetes; Eurotiales; Aspergillaceae
Product: cytochrome P450
Exons: 5
Coding region: 1-1575 (524 amino acids)
Molecular function (GO): monooxygenase activity; iron ion binding; heme binding
Source: RefSeq, a predicted model, not a curated record
AUGUCAAAUGUGGGGAGUCCAUUGUCCUCUAGCUUGUCCAUGCAGAGCAUUGUGAUGCAAAGCAUUGUGGCGCUCGGCCUGCUGGUUGUGACAAAGCUCUUUUAUCAUAUAUUCCUAUCGCCACUGAGAGCCUUUCCUGGACCCUUUCUGGCCAAGACGACCAAUCUUUGGCGGGCAUACCACACAUAUGGCGGCCGUGUUGAACGAAAGCAUCUGGAGUUGCAUCGGAAACAUGGCCAUGCAGUGCAGAUUGGACCGAACUGCGUAAGCAUUUCAGAUCCGGAUCUCAUCCGAACGAUAUAUUCCACUCGCAAUUCAUGGAAAAAGAGUGACAUGUACCGACCGAACGAUGUGUUGAUUCAGGGUCACCGCAUGUCCAAUCUAUUCAACACCCAGGAUGAAGAUUGGCAUGAUAAGAAUAUUCGGCCCAUUCGGGGUUUGUGGACCAUGACCAAGGUCCUGGAAUACGAGCCGCUAAUUGACGAAACAUUGAUCAAGUUUGUGGAUAAGCUUGCGUUGAGAUUCGUGGAUGGUGAGAAUGCGGGCAAGGUCUGCCCAAUGGAUGAGUGGAUAGGUUUCUUUGCAUGGGAUGUCACCGCCAAUUUCAGCUUCGGUCGCCAUUAUGGAUUCAUUGACCAAGAGAAAGAUGUGGACAAUCUUAUUACUGACUCGACCGAUGGUUUGAUCUACUUCGCACCUGUCUCUCAAAUCCCUUGGGUUGAUAAUUUCCUUGACAAAAACCCCAUCAAGCGUAUUGGUCCCAAGCCUACCCUAACAGGCGUUCUAUACGCCUUCAAAGUCUGCGCCGAAUAUCAAGCCCAAGCCGCCGAGGAGAAGGUAACCAAAGGUCCAGCCAUGCACACUCUUGAUAAAUACGUUCAAUUGAAGAAAACGCACCCCGAAAUGGUCGACGAUGCUCAGAUUGUGAACUGGCUUAUGCUUAGUAUCCUAGCCGGCGGUGACACAAGCUCUGCGACCCUCCGUGCCGUUGUCUACUAUCUUGCAAAGAAUCCCUCCGCAACGUCGAAGCUUGUUGCUGAGCUCAAAGCUGUUGCUCUUCCCACCCCGGCCCCUUGGAAAUCUAUCCGAGAUCUCCCAUACCUUGACGCUGUUCUAGACGAAGCCAUGCGUACCACUCCCGGUAUCUCUUUGAUCUUUGAGCGUGUCGUCCCAGAAGGCGGUUUCACUUUGCCAGACGGACGCCAUCUUCCUGCGGGUACUAAGGUCGGUAUCAACCCUUAUGUCACGAACAGGGACUAUAGUGUCUUCGGAGAUGAUGUAGAGGACUUUAACCCAGACCGCUGGCUUCAGGGAGAAUCUGAGAGCAACGAGCAUUUCGAAGAACGCCACAGACGGAUGAAGGACACGGUCGACUUUGUCUUCAGUGGAGGUGGCCGUAUCUGCAUGGGACGUUAUGUGGCUAAGCUUGAGAUGAAGAAGCUAAUUGCUACUCUGUAUAACAUAUUUGAUAUUCAAUUGGCGGACCCCAAACAUGAGUGGACGUCUCGCAAUGCUUGGUUCGUCUAUCAGUAUGAUAUGCCAAUGAUUAUCCAACGCCGGGAGCCUGUAGCAUAG